This is a messenger RNA of Mauremys mutica (yellowpond turtle), 2035 nucleotides long. RefSeq names its product distal membrane arm assembly component 2 like (gene DMAC2L). Lineage: Eukaryota; Metazoa; Chordata; Testudines; Geoemydidae. The transcript is spliced from 5 exons. Bases 195 to 797 code for a protein of 200 amino acids. The record is from RefSeq and is a predicted model, not a curated record.
CGCCAGCCCCCACACGGCCAGCGGGCGCCGCCCCCAACAGGCUCGCCUGGUUCGGGCCAACAGGGACCGAAUCCACUUCGGCUCCGUCUACUCCGAAGUCGGCGCGUCCACACGCGGCCCGGUUCGAAUCCCCUCCCGCCAGUGGCAAGAGGACAGAGGCACCAAACUGACAUUUCACUAAAUCUCUCAGUUCUAUGAUGCUGUUGGGAAAGUUCAUACAACCAGUGCUCAGCUUAAAGAAACUAUCAACCCCAGGUGCACACAGGCACUUCUGGGGAUGGCUGAAUGCAGUUUUUAACAAGGUAGACUAUGAACGUAUACAGGCUGUUGGCCCUGAUAGAGCAGCUUCUGAAUGGCUUCUGCGGUGUGGGGCGCUGGUUCGUUUCCAAGGCUAUGAUAAAUGGCAGCAUGACUACAAUGGUCUCCCAACAGGGCCUUUAGGAAAAUACAAGAUACAAGCAAUCGAUGCCACAGAGUCCUGCAUCAUGUACCGAGGAUUUGAUUAUUUGGAUGGUCUCAAACACGUUGAGGAAAUUAAGCUGAGCAACUGUAUUUAUAUCCAGGAUGAAUGUCUGCAGAGGAUCAGUGAGACUGAGAGUUUACAGAAAAGCCUCCUGCGACUGAUGAUAAUUUCCUGUGGGAAUGUCACAGAUAAAGGCAUCAUAGCACUCCACAAACUAACGAACCUUGAAUAUUUAUUUCUGAGUGACCUUCCUGGGAUAAGAGAGAAAGAAACUACUGUUCAGAUCCUUAAGAAAUCAAUGCCAUCACUGGAGCUGGAAUUAGAUUUAGAAUAAAGGCAUCUUUAUGUAAUUCUGAGGUGUCUUAUUUCAUAAUCUGCAUUAUCCUUAAACUAUAUGGGUUAUACAGUUGUCGCUACUUAUAUUUCCUCAUGGAAGAAGAACUCUCAUCCAUGGCUUUGAAGGUAUUUAAAAAAAAAUCAAUCUCAAUGAAAUGUUGUUGAACUUAAUUUGUGCUUUCACUUAACUACAGCGAAUGCAAUUCUGUAAACACUUGUAAGUUUUGGAGUGGUUGUAAGAAGAUAAAGAAUUCUGUCUGCUAGCAAGGGAAAUAAGUAAAACCCAAAUACUCUCCCUUGCACCGAUGUAUAGAAUUACAAUGGCUGUUUUUAAAUGUGCUCUGUCUACCAACUGAGUAUGGAAAAGAGAUUGAGUAUUGCUGAUUUACUAGACCGUGUACAGCUGUACUGAAUAUUUGUCAAGUUUCACUUGCUGCCUAAAUGAGAGCCGUGCACAGUCUGUUUGAGAAUGUUACCAAAUGCGUAUGAUGAAGUUUUAGUGAACACUCUUGAAAACGAAUUUAAGUCAAAUCCAAAUGGAAAGAAAUUAGGGGUAGUUUUUUCAAAGACAGGCUCUAUAACUUUUCCAAGGGACUGCAGCUGGUAGGCCGAGCACUUUUCUCCUGUGAAGAAGCAGGUUUUCUGGUGGAUGCCGUUGCACAAACUAUUGCUCUAAACCACUUUGGGCUGAAUUAGGCCUGGUACCUACCCCCGAACAGGUUUGGAUGCACUUCAUAAAAUAACUUAAUUAGUAACAAAUAUUUUAUACUUCUGGCAAGUUGAGAGAGGUGGUCUAUCUUCAACAGGGUUAUAGUGCUUUUAUGAACCCCUUCCAGGCUUCUGUGGUAGGGCGAAGAAGGGCUUGCAGGGCAUUGCCAGGACAAGGAAGCAAGGUUCUUGCUAAUUCUGCCGUUGUGUGUUGAGAGUUCCCAGAAGGGGAGAGUGAAAACCUCUAUUCAGUCUCCUUCAGGACAGCCCUGAAUGUUUCUUUUUCUCUCUCCCACUCUGGGAAUCUAUUCUGGAUUGUACCUGUUACUCUUUCUCGCUCCUUCAAAUCGUUUCUCCCCCAAAUGUAACGCAGAGCAGAAUGGAGAACAUCCCUUAGUUGUCCCAUUUGAACAACCUGUCCAUUCUGACAGGUUUCAGAGUAGCAGCCGUGUUAGUCUGUAUCCGCAAAAAGAACAGGAGGACUUGUGGCACCUUAGAGACUAACACAUUUAUUUGAGCAUAAGCUUU